Penicillium brevicompactum is the source of this 1509-nucleotide messenger RNA. RefSeq lists its product as uncharacterized. Bases 1 to 1509 code for a protein of 502 amino acids. The transcript has 2 exons. The record is from RefSeq and is a predicted model, not a curated record. NCBI's taxonomy places the organism in Eukaryota, Fungi, Ascomycota, Eurotiomycetes, Eurotiales, Aspergillaceae.
AUGGAUAUCGACACCUACUCUCCAAUCGACAAAAAUGGGGUUGAAGGUGAUCACAAAGGGGUCCGUUCACACCUCAUCGAUACCCCCGAGAUAAAACAGGAGACGGGAGGCAGUGUAGAGAGCUGUAUACUCAUCGAUGACGUUGACGAUCCGAUGCCAAGCGAGACAGUAGACCACACUCUUGUGCCGAAUUCUAUUAAACGAGGCUAUCACCACCUCAACGAAUCCCCGGGAUCUCUUCAACACAGCGUUCCAGAAGGUCUGGACCCAGACUCCUCUUGCGAAGAUGGGAGCGACGAUGGAAAUCACGCAACAACACAAGGAAGACCAAAACGUGCUCGCUCCUUAGACGCAACUAGCCAGGAUCGAAGCAGCCCUGUUCAUGAGCCCGGCGCUCGACCUUCCAGUGGUUUAUCCUACACCAGGAAGGAGCGUCUUGAGGGAAAGGACUUUAUAGAGUUACUACUCAACAGAGGAGCCACCAAAGAUGAGCUCCAUGCUCUAUAUGAAGCAGAGUUUGGGAGAUAUCGGACUUGGGACGCACUUCGGACAGUUCAUAAGAAUCCUAACAUACGACGUCGUUUGACGUUUAAUGGCAGCCUGGUUGGAAAAAGCCUGAAAGAUUUCCCUGAUUUCACCGCCAGAGAGAGAUUUGAAGGGAAGUCCUUUGUGGAGUCGCUCCUUGACAGUGCUGCCACCACCAGGCAAGUUGAAAACGCCUACAAGACAGAAUUCGGGAUCGAUCGGCUCUUCUUUCAUUUGCAGUAUAUUCACAAUAUUCACCAUGCCCAAAGACGUGCAGCUCAAAAUGGGUCUCUCGAAGAGGGGGUGACCAUGGGAGAAUGGAGCGAGAGGGAAAUUCAAUGUGGAAACGGGUUUUUUGAGACGUGGCUUAACCGUGGACUCGUGGCACCGGAAAUUGAGAACCUGUGGAGAAAUGAGUUUGGGACACGCCGAAAAGCUCCCACUAUUGUCCGUCGCUUGGGAGUACUUCAUGGAACAAAACGGUUGUCCGAAAACCUACGAGCAAAAACGCGGGACCAAACUCUGUCAUCCUAUCUCACCGAGCAGCUCGAAGAAAAGCUUGUUGGUAUCUUUGGUGGCCCGCCGAAAUGUCUACCCGAGCCCGAGCCGUCUACAGAGACUUCCAACGACGCCCCGACUACAGAACCUCAAGUGAUAGACUUGACUGAAGAAUGUCCAGCACCUUUUCCAGCACCCCGACCCAUCUCCUGGACUGAGAUUCUUGACAGGCCAUACUCCCUCGAGGACUUCAAGCUCCAGUCGGACUACACUUACCAAUACGCCAUCAGAGGAUCAGUGGUUGAGAUAUCGCUAGACCAGCACCUCAUGAUCUCCUUGGGUAGUGUCCAGUUCAUGCUUGAUGCAGAGGUCUCAGAGGGAGACAAAGAGUGGGAAAUGCUCCAUGCAACCAGGUCUCACUUUAUACGGUACCAGGAUGUUAUCAGAGAUAGUAUGCUUCUGCAUUCUCGCGUGCGCAUCGAGUGA